Messenger RNA from Aspergillus versicolor CBS 583.65, 1188 nucleotides. Its product is annotated as SDR family oxidoreductase. Bases 356 to 1150 code for a protein of 264 amino acids. The transcript has a single exon. The record is from RefSeq and is a predicted model, not a curated record. NCBI's taxonomy places the organism in Eukaryota, Fungi, Ascomycota, Eurotiomycetes, Eurotiales, Aspergillaceae. Gene Ontology annotation, molecular function: oxidoreductase activity, acting on the CH-OH group of donors, NAD or NADP as acceptor.
GCCAAGGUCUGAUAAUACAAACAUAUUUCAUAUUCACACAACGGAUUUUCCUGGGCAGCUCCACUUCACUACUCUAGUGCUAUACAGCACCCCGUCGAGUACGGACCUACACAGUGGAAAGGCAGCUCGCAGGAGAACAAAACAUGCCGAUCCAAUGCAUUUUGUAGACAACCGUUCAAGGUCUAUAAUAGACAAUUUGCCGACGUAUGGGUCAACAGAAGCCAUCGCCGCGGAGACCGCGGAGGCCACGGAGGCCACGAAGUACGUGGAGCCGACCAGGGGUAUACUUAACUAUACAAUUUUCCCCAUACGUACAAAUUCUCCCAAGAAAAUAGCAACUUGAAUAUACUCCAGAAUGUCUCAAUUCCCAACUCCCAUCACAAUCUUAAUCACCGGAGCUGCCGGGGGCCUUGGCCGGGUCAUCGCAGAGGCAUUCCUCACCAAGGGCGCCAACGUUGCCAUCUGCGACGUCAACAAGGACCGUCUGGCCGAGACAUCGUCGGCAUGGACUCAAGAGUACCAGGGCAGGUUCAUAGCGCAACAAGCAGACGUCUCAUCUGCAUCCGACAUCGAAAGCCUGGUCCAGGCGACCACCAACAAAUUCGGCCGUCUGGACAUCCUCAUCAACAACGCCGGAGUCCUGGACGCCUUUGACCCGGCCGGCAGCUGUGCACGCGAGACAUGGGAUCGAGUCCUCAACGUCAAUUUGACCGGUCCCUACGUCUGCACCCAGGCAGCUGUAGGCGCCAUGCAAGCGCAGUCACCACCCGGCGGAACAAUCAUCAACAUGGGCUCCAAUGCCUCCGUCUGCGGCACGAACGGCGGACUGGCGUAUACAGUAUCGAAGCAUGGCGUGUUAGGGCUCACGAGAAACACGGCUGCGUUCUAUCUCGAGCACGGAAUCACUUGCACUAUGCUUCAGCUGGGUGGUCUGGCGACGACGAACAUCCUCGACUCUCUCUCGACGGGGGUGAAUCAGGAGGGGCUGGGAAUGGUCGAGAAGCAUACGCCGGGGUUCAAGGCUGGAUUCAACGAUGUUCCCCUUGAGGAUGUUGCGAAGUUCUGUGUUCUAUUGGCUGAUCGUGAGCUGGCGAAGACGAUGAAUGGAGCGGCUGUUCCGUUUAACAGAAACUGGCCUGCAGGGGUUUAACCAUCAUGCCCUUCUAGGGCUAUUGUAUAGACUUUUUU